AUGUCUGUAUAUCGUCUCGCGCUCAAGGGCAUUCUGGAAAGUUGUUUUGGCCAAGGGGCAUGGAUCUGGGUGUCGACAUUCCGCAAGGGGAAAACAGAAGCAAAACUUGAGGACUUCAAGAUGUUUGACGAAGCCUCACGCGAGAUACCCUUAGCCUGCAAGACUGCGAGCUGUAUUUGGCCGAUUUUCCCUUCACUAGCAGUCUGCGGUGGCUGUACCGAGUCAUUUUUCACCACAUCGUGCGACCCGCAGAAAGGAUGCAGCCACUCAAUGCCCUCGGGUACUUCUGUCCAUUCGCAAGUAAAUGAUCCGUUUAAUUAUCAUUUCAGAGUUGCACCAUCGAACGGAUCCGCGACAUUCCCUGACAAUAGCUCUGAAGCCGUUAUCUCCAUGUUUGAUAUCAUAUCGGCAGAAACUUCUCCCCAGAACAAUGUGGUUCAAGCCUACCAAUGUGGGCUUUGGUUUUGCCUUAAGAGCUACAAUGUGACGGUUACAAAUGGAGUCCAAACACGAUUCGUAACUAGAGAAUGGUCAAGGUCAGAACUCAACGCUCAGACCGACGAACAUUUUUUUGUUGAUAUUCCGCCGGAAAUGAACGCCCAGCAGUACGCGCGCUAUUCAGUACCCUUGGGCGCUCUCUCGGCACUGAGAGCUUUCAUAGAUAAGUUAACUCUAGGAAAUGCCCGAACUUCACAAGCCACAGACGUGGUGGUUCAUGACACUGACUGGAUUCAAGCCAUUGAGGCCGCUACCAAAGUCGACCUCUCCGUUUGGAUAUCGAGGUUUGCCCAUAGCUUGACCCAACAUAUUCAGCUCACAGGUACCGUACAACCCAACAAGAACUCCGACUACAACGGGAUGGCGUACAUCAUGGCUCCACACGUUGUAGUAAACUGGUAUUGGGUAGUUUAUCCCAUCUCUCUAAUGUUUCUCGCCUUCGUCUACUUCAUGCUCUUCUGUCAUGUUUCGAGCGAUAUCCACGAGCAAGUUCAAGAUGGAAUGGAUAUGCCUGGGGGGCUCAAACGUCGCGUCGGGAGCACAGAGGUUGAAUUGAUGCGACAACAUAAUGGGGAAUGGGUUUUUACCAGGCCGAGGCAUCACUGA
Molecule: messenger RNA, 1104 nt
Organism: Xylaria bambusicola
Lineage: Eukaryota; Fungi; Ascomycota; Sordariomycetes; Xylariales; Xylariaceae
Exons: 3
Coding region: 1-1104 (367 amino acids)
Source: RefSeq, a predicted model, not a curated record